Messenger RNA from Aspergillus bombycis, 1398 nucleotides. Its product is annotated as MFS transporter. The record is from RefSeq and is a predicted model, not a curated record. The transcript has 2 exons. Gene Ontology annotation, molecular function: transmembrane transporter activity. Gene Ontology annotation, biological process: transmembrane transport. Lineage: Eukaryota; Fungi; Ascomycota; Eurotiomycetes; Eurotiales; Aspergillaceae. Bases 1 to 1398 code for a protein of 465 amino acids.
AUGUCGAAUAAUGUAUCAUCUUCACAAAAGCACCCAGAAUCUAGUGGACUGGCGAAUCUCGUCCCUUUGAUCCCUCCCACUGGUCCGAAUCUGGUGACUUGGGACGGCCCGGCUGACCCUCAAAACCCUAAGAAUUGGCCCGCAAGAAGGAAGUGGAUCGUGUUUGUCCCAAUAUCACUGUAUAAUAUGUUGAGCUCCAUGUCCUCUGCCACGGUUGCCCCAGCAUUGAGCGCCAUUCACGAAGACCUCAGCUUUUCCUCUACCACGCUGCUAAUCCUCAGUCUAUCGGUCUUCUUUCUCGGAAGUGCGAUCGUGCCGCUCUUCACGGCCCCAAUCUCAGAGAUGAUCGGAAGAGUGCCAGUUCUACUAACGAUGAAUGUAAUUUAUAUCGUGUUUAACACGGCGUGUGGUGCUGCCAAAUCGCCAACCCAGUUAAUUAUCUUUCGCUUUCUAGCUGGUUUAGGCGCGGCUGGCCCUUAUGGAGUGGGUAUUCCCAUAGUUACUCCAAUCUAUCUCCACUGCUUACCCGACAUCCAGAUUGGCAGCGGAAUGAACAGCGACCUCUUCGGCGCCCACGAACGAGGCAAAGCCAUCGUAGUCUUCACCCUGGCACCUCUAAUCGGAACAGCCAUCGGCCCCAUCACAGGCGGCUUUGUUGGUCAGUACGUCUCGUGGCGGUGGUGCUUCUACGUAAUCUCCAUCGCCAUCGCCGCCGUGCAAAUAGUCGGACUCAUCCUCCUGCGCGAGACCUACGGGCCCGUCCUGCUGAAACGCAAAGCAGCAAGCUUGCGCAAGUCCACACAAAACCCCGACCUUCACACCGAGCACGAUGGCGCCUCUACACACGACCUCAAGGGCAACCUCAUCCGCCCGUUCCGUCUACUAACCACCCAGCCCAUCAUCCAAGUCCUCAGCCUCUAUCUCGCAUAUCUCAAUGGAAUCCUCUACCUCAUGGUCGCCACCUUCCCCGACGUCUGGACAGGUAUCUACCACGAGUCCGUAUCCAUCGGCUCCCUGAAUUAUCUCUCGAUGACCGUUGGACUCGCCAUCGCCACGCAAUUCGGCGUCCGCUUCUCGGAUAGACUCUAUCAACGCCUCCGAGCAAAGAAUAACGGAGAGCCGAAACCAGAGUUCCGUCUGCCGAUGCUUUGUGCCAUCGCAGUCGUCGUCCCCAUCGGGCUAUUCUGGUACGGGUGGAGCGCGAGAACGAGUAUACACUGGAUUAUGCCAAACAUCGGCGCAGCAAUCUACUCCGGCGCCACCGUCGUACAACUCGUCUGCGUCCAGGGCUACCUGAUCGAUACGUACCAGGUAUACGCGGCCAGCGCAAUGGCGAGUGUAAUGGUUCUGCGGAAUUUAUUGGGGUUUGGGUUGCCGCUGGUGGCGCCUAGCUUGUAG